Messenger RNA from Penicillium coprophilum, 348 nucleotides. RefSeq lists its product as uncharacterized. The transcript has a single exon. NCBI's taxonomy places the organism in Eukaryota, Fungi, Ascomycota, Eurotiomycetes, Eurotiales, Aspergillaceae. The coding region runs from base 1 to 348 and encodes 115 amino acids. The record is from RefSeq and is a predicted model, not a curated record.
AUGGCUACCAGAACGAUUUAUCUCAUCUCUGCUCGCAAUUCAUCUUUUCAAAGAGCUCAUUUCUCAAUAUUUGUCCCAUCAGCUACCAGCCCCGACCGGGGAACCAAAAUCCACGCGGUCGGCGCACCCAUGGCAGGCUACGUCCUGGAGUUCAAGCGAAAUUACAAUCCCAGUCUCGAUCCUCACGACCAGAUCUUUGCGAUCGGCCAGAUUCAUUCGUCUAAUAUCGUUGAUUCCCCAGACGCGGCUCCAUCUAUCGACUCCACCCCCCCGAGGGAAGAUCGAACUAGCGGCAACGCAAAUCCCGACCCCGGGGAUCAAUCAGAACUUCAUGGCACCUGUCAAUGA